AUGUCCUUGUCAGGACUGCGGGUGAACUUGACCGCUGGCUCUCAAACAGGAAAGUUGUCGGGGCCGACGUGCGCGCAUACAUCCCUUCAUCCAUCCAUCCAUCUCAUCACAUCCAAACAUCGAUAA
Molecule: messenger RNA, 126 nt
Organism: Colletotrichum costaricense
Lineage: Eukaryota; Fungi; Ascomycota; Sordariomycetes; Glomerellales; Glomerellaceae
Exons: 1
Coding region: 1-126 (41 amino acids)
Source: RefSeq, a predicted model, not a curated record